Molecule: messenger RNA, 1794 nt
Organism: Cricetulus griseus (Chinese hamster)
Lineage: Eukaryota; Metazoa; Chordata; Mammalia; Rodentia; Cricetidae
Source: RefSeq, a predicted model, not a curated record
CUCCCACUCCCAUUGGGUGUCCGGUUUCUGCUCAAACGUCCCCCAGAUCUGAGAUGGGGGCGAUGACGCCGCGCACGCUGCUCCUGCUGCUGGCGGCCGCCCUGGCCCCGACCCAGACCCGCGCGGGCUCGCACUCGCUGCGUUAUUUCGGCACUGCCAUGACCCAGCCGGGACACGGGGAACCGCGGUUCGUCGCCUUCGGGUUCGUGGACGACACGCGCUUUGUGUGGUUCGACAGCGACGCGGUCACCCCCAGAGAGGAGCCGCGGGCGCGGUGGAUGGAGGAGAAGCGGCCGGAGUACUGGGAGCGGCAGACUCGGAUCGCCAAAGCAAACGCGCAGAUUUUCCGUGAUAAUCUGAGGACCCUGCUGCGCUACUACAACCAGAGCGAAGCAGGGUACCACACCAUCCAGUCCAUGCGUGGCUGCUAUAUGGGCAGUGAUGGGCGCUUCCUCGGCGGGUACUACAGGACGGCGUAUGAUGGCGCCGACCACAUCUCUCUAAACGAGGACCUCCGUUCCUGGACUGCUGCCAACAAGGUGGCUCUGAUUACCCAGCGCAAGUACGAGGCAACGAAUGAGGCGGAGCACCACAGGGCCUACCUGAAAGUUACAUGCAUGGAGUGGCUCCGCAGUCAUCUGGAGAAGGGGAAAGAGAUACUGCAACGUGCAGAUCCCCCAAAGACACACUUGACCCAUCAUCCCAGACCUGAAGGUGACAUCACCCUGAAGUGCUGGGCCCUGGGCUUCUACCCUGCUGACAUCACCCUGACCUGGCAGAGAGAUAGGAAGGAACAGACCCAGGACAUGGAACUUGUGGACACCAGGCCUGCAGGGGACGGAACCUUCCAGAAGUGGGCGGCUGUGGUGGUACCUUCUGGGGAGGAGCAGAGAUACACAUGCCAUGUGCAGCAUGAGGGGCUGCCUGAGCCCCUCACCCUGAGAUGGGCCCCACCUCCUCAGCACAUAGACCUCAUUGUGGGAGUCGCUGCUGGGCUGGUUCUCCUUGGAGCUGCGGUCACUGCUGUGGUGUGGAGAAAGUUACCAAGGAGGAAUGUGUGACUGUGGAACUGAGCCAUAGGACGGUGAACGCACUAUAUCAUGAAGAGCUCCUGACUUCUUUUUCUGCAAUUAGCAUCUGACUAUGUCCAUCUGUGUGAGCAGUUGGCAAAUGUGAGUCUGUUCAGGCAAACUAGGAUUAGGGUUCUCUGUCUAUUGAGAACAGCACCUAGAUAUGAAUCUAUUUGGAAUUCUUACCCCAGGGUUGGCUGGUUUAGUGUAGAUGGAAGUUUGUCCUGCCCAGUCCCACAGCCGUUUAGUCCCAAAUAAACACACAGAGGCUUAUAUUAACUGUUUGGCCUGUGGCUCGGGCUUAUUGACUAGCUCUCUCUUAUUAACCCAUUUCUAUUAAUCUGUCUAUCUCCACGUGGUCUUGGCUUACCAGCGAUGCCUGGUUCUUCCUGGGCAGCUACAUGGCGUCUCCAUGACUCCACCUACUUUACAUUGGUCUUAUUGGCCAAUGGACAGGCAGCUAGCUGUUUCUGUCAUUUCUCACAUUUUUUUUUGGAAGUCACUUGCUUGCAAUUCCUGUUUAAGUGGUUAAUAUUAUUCCCUAGUAUAGCUAUAGUUUUCCUUGUUUAACAAACUCAAUAGAGAAACUCACUGAAGAUGUGUUAAGUGUAAUAGGUUUGAGAGACAUUAAAAGAUAAUGUGAUAAAGCAAACUAGCAUAGAAAGUAAAUUAGGAAUAAGACUUUGGACUCAUUAAGAAUAAAUAAUGGAGUACUUUCUCUGAA